AUGACGUUGCUCCACCGUUCUUACCCCAAACAGAAGCCAGCAGCAGAAGAGGUCAACAUACACGCGUAUGUUAGCAUACGCACGUAUGGAAAUGGCAACGCAUGCGCAGCUACGUAUAUUCGACAAACAAUUGUCCGGAGAAUAAAUCCACUUCAAGUUUUUGGUAGGAGAAUCUCUAGGUUGCUAGAAUCAUCUUAG
This is a messenger RNA of Sphenostylis stenocarpa, 198 nucleotides long. NCBI's taxonomy places the organism in Eukaryota, Viridiplantae, Streptophyta, Magnoliopsida, Fabales, Fabaceae. The record is from the annotation of a GenBank genome assembly.